UAGACACAGCCUUGGUGACUCAGUUUCACCACUUUUAAAAUCAAGAUAAUAUUUAGCUGUCUCAUAAGAAUACUGGUCUUAAUUUGAUUAUAUAGCAGAGUGAGAUCCUGCCGUAGAAGUUCAAGGUGUUGUCUGAUUUUUUUUUUUAAAGGUAGGUGGAGAAUUCCUGUUAGUGUUUAAUGGGAAGGAGAAUAUGCUGCAGCAGUUUUCAUUUAAGCAUAUCAUUGUUUGUGAAAAGGGUGUGUGUGUGGAAACGUCAUUGUACACUAGCAGGUGGAGGAAAAAUAUUUCAUGCUUCCUGUAAUGCUUACAGAGCUGCCUUCUUGUCUGAAACUUCUGUGCUCUGGAUUCCAUUAAAAUGCCUCAAAUGUAAAACUCUCUGCAUUUUUCCUAAGACAGCAUUACAGAGAUGUUUUCAUGUAAAAGGCAUUUUUUUUAUUAAAUAUAAGGAUCCUGAUAAAAUUCAUUUGACAACUUAGUUUACUUUGGCAUCUCCAAAUGGUGUGUAUAGGAAUGCUAUUGCUUUCAUUGGCUUUUUGGUUCUACUGAAAAUAUAUGAAAUGGACUCUCUUUUUUUUUAAAGGGGGAGGAGGGUGGGAAAUGUAGUCUUAGAAGUAGCUCUUUUGAGAUCUAGUUCAUUUUGUAUCCUCCAUUGGAUAUUCUAGUUACAGAAGCAAUGUACACACAUGCACACAAAAGAAUAAUUUACUUCUAAGUUAGAGAAAUCUGCAAAAAUUCUGUUCCCCAAUUUUACUUUCUUCCUCCACCCAUCGAAUAAGAAACAUUUCUAUUACAGUUGUCACACUGAAACCGUGGCAGUAUUAGUCGUGUGGUAAAGCAGUCAGUGAAAACCUACGCCCUGCAGUCAAGACUGCAUUUGAUUUUGUGAAUUCACGAGUACACCUACUGCAACCAUUGCUGCCAUGAUGCCUGUUGCAACUGUGAUGCCGGAUGACACACCGAUGUUUGACCCAAGUCUCCUUCAUGAGCUUGACUGGAGCCAGAACACAGCAGCGUUUUCUCCUGCGAUUUCGCCUUUACAGCCAGGGGAUGGUUUAGUCCUGAGGCCCCUUUGCACUGCCGAUUUAAACAGAGGCUUUUUUAAGGUUCUGGGUCAGCUGACAGAAGCUGGAGCUGCCAGCCCGGAGCAGUUCAUCAAAACCUUCGAGCACAUGAAGAGAUCCGGUGAUUACUACGUGACUGUGGUGGAAGAUACAAAUCUGGGACAGAUUGUUGCUACAGCAACACUGGUCAUAGAAUAUAAAUUUACUCAUUCAUGUGCAAAGAGAGGAAGGGUAGAAGAUGUGGUAGUAAGUGAUGAAUGCAGAGGAAAGCAGCUUGGCAAACUAUUGAUGUCUACGCUUACGUUGCUCAGUAAGAGACUGAACUGUUAUAAAAUUACUCUCGAGUGUCUACCCAAAAAUGUGGCUUUCUAUAAAAAGUUUGGAUAUUCAGUAUCUGAAGAAAACUACAUGAGUCAAAAAUUCUUUAAUUAAGAACUUGCUGCUUAUCUUUUGUAAAGACUGUCGGUGGAGGACCUGGUGAUACAAACUCAUUCUCUCUGUGGAAAAUUUAAGUAGUUUGUUGCUGCAAAUGUAAUUAUCCCUGUAGAUACUGGAGAACAGAUGUGUAAAAAUUGAUCUUGAAUGGCAUUUUCACAUGUCUCUAGGGACGGUGAGCGAUGGUACUCAUUUUACUACUGUUCAGCUUAAGUGAAGCUUUUUUGUGUUCUUAGCUGGUUUAUAAAGGGGAUGGUUUUUAACCAAAGUUAUAUAUUUUUAAUCUCAAAAUCUUUCUUGCCUUGUAUUUUUCUAAAGCUUUGCGCUUCUUGGUAGCCAAAGUGCAGGUAGUGUGGGAGUUAAGUUUCUCUCUCUAGUUUAUUGAAGGAAAUGUAAACUAUGUGGACAACAAACCCAUCACACAGCAAUGUAAAGGACCUGUUUUAUUUCUAUCCUUAAAACAUAGAUUUCAGGGCUAUUGACAUUAAUGCACCUAAAAGUUUCAUAGACAUUGGCUUCCAAAAAUCAGAUUGAAUAGAUUAUAUUGGGGGGUAUAAUGUGGAUGUAGUCCAUGUUCACUGGCCAUAUUAUAGUUGAGAUAUUAAAAUACCAGUGAAGGCUGAUUACAUAUUCAGGCCCUGCACUUUAGUUGGUAUAUUGGAAAGAGUCAGAGCUGUCGCUUACAGACGUGUGGCUUGUGCACAGAGCAAGAAAAUUGCCAAGUUGCAAUGGUCUAAAGUGAAAAGUCGCUCGAGUAAGGCUUUGCUUAUUUCUGUUCUAGUUAGAUGAAUGUCAUUUGAGAACAGGAGUUAACACAGGGGUGGGCAAUCAUUUUUGAGCGGGGGCCACUUCCAGAUUUUUGAAGUGGUUACUUCUGGGGUGGGGCUUUAAAUAGAAGCCGUAGAAAGGGCUUCCGGCUCCCAGGCAGCGCGCGAGGCUGGAGCUGCGAUCCCUUUCACUUGCUUCUAUUGAAAGGGCUUGUGCCUGCCGAGUGGCCGCCAGGCAAUCCAGCUGCCCGGGAGGCGUGAACCCUUUAAGGAGAAACAGCGAACAGGGCUCCGGUGCCACUAGCGCGUUGCCUGGGAGCCGGAGAUGCGCGAGCCCUUUCAACUGCUUCUAUUUAAAGGGCUUGCGCCUCCCCCGUGGCUCCCAGGCAUUCUGCUGGGGGCGGGGCCUGGAACAGCCACGUGGGCCGGAUCAAAGCUGGAAGCAAGCCGGAUCUGGCCCGCCAAGUGGCUUUUUCCCACCCCGAGCUAACACCUCCUUCACCAGUGACAGGGCCGAGAUGUGCUCAGUCAGGGAACACAUUUCAAUUCCUUGCCACACUUGAAUUCUCCUGGGCCAGAUCUGCACUGCUAGUAUCCGCUUCUGCAGUAUUGACAUGCUGGUUUGCAGAGCAAUCCCAAAUCCAGGUACCAGAGGCUGGAUGCUGCUUCCGAUUGUCCCAUCCGCUCCUAAGAGUGGAUAAAUGAUUUUAGCACUUCUUGCCGUCGAUGGCAAUAAAACCCUUGUUUCAGCGGUAACACUUCGUAGGAGAGCGCCCCAGAUGGCGGUAGAGUAGGGGAGUGAGAGUAAUGAAGGUUACUGCAGAACUGUCUUGUUGUGUGUUUGAACGAUCAGGCCGUACAAACGUCUCGUUUCAGCUGAGGACCACGUGACGUCGUGGCGAGGGGUCUAUUUAAUGUAAUUGAUAGCAUUCUAAUAUAUUGGGUUCUUGGUGAUGUCUAGGUUGUAUUUAUUUUUUUUAAAAAGCAUUGUUUAAUCUAAAAUAAAUGGAGACUGCCGUACUUGCCUUGGU
Molecule: messenger RNA, 3297 nt
Organism: Pelodiscus sinensis (Chinese soft-shelled turtle)
Lineage: Eukaryota; Metazoa; Chordata; Testudines; Trionychidae
Gene: GNPNAT1
Product: glucosamine-phosphate N-acetyltransferase 1
Molecular function (GO): glucosamine 6-phosphate N-acetyltransferase activity
Source: RefSeq, a predicted model, not a curated record